UCUUCAUCGUCUAAUUCUUAAAUAAUUUCCUUUAUUUCUAAAUAGUAACUGUCUUAUGUUUUUUGUUUUUAUUAAGGAAAUAUAUUUGUUUCCUUUUUUAUUUUUUAUUAUUUUAUUCAUCUGUCUAUAUUAUUGUUUUUUAUUCAUUUUUUAUAUUAUUUUCAUUUAAAUUGGUCAAAAUUAGAUUGCAUUUUUUAAAAUAUUUUUAUUUUAUGUAUUAUUUAUUAUAUAAAAAAGGCUAUUUUAUAUCUUACAUUAUUUUUAUUUCUUCCUCAAAGUUUUUAUCUGAAAAAAACAAAAAAGUUGGAUUCCUAAAAAAGGUAAGAAAAAUGACCUUUUUAAUAUCUAUUAAGCCCAGCUUUUCCGUAAUGCAUAUUGUUAAGAAACUCGAAAAUUUAAUAAACCUAUUAAAUGAAUUAUUGAAAAAUAACCAAUUGUGGAAUAUAUUGUAGCUUUUAUUUGACUGUUUUUGCAUAAUAAUAUUAUUUUUGAUCUGUUUUGUAACCAUUUUUCCUCAGUUUUAUAUAUAAGAAGAGGAUUUAUGGAUAAAAUUUCUUUAAGUUAAUUGAUUCGU
Ichthyophthirius multifiliis is the source of this 574-nucleotide messenger RNA. RefSeq lists its product as hypothetical. NCBI's taxonomy places the organism in Eukaryota, Ciliophora, Oligohymenophorea, Hymenostomatida. The transcript has a single exon. The record is from RefSeq and is a predicted model, not a curated record. The annotation marks the transcript as partial.